CAAUAAAAUGUUUAGAAGUUUGGUCUUCAUCACAUUUAUAUCUGUUUAUCUACUGAGUCUGCACUGCUCGGAUGCCGCGUACUACAUCCACGCAAUUGAAGAUGACGCCAAAGAGAUUUCUGAGCAUGUGGGUAAAAGUGAUUCCAAUAUAAGAGAAGAGGAAACAUUAUUCGAUUUCACAAAUGAGAAUUUUACAGAGGAUGAAGUAUCCUUAUGGGGGGAAAGCAGUGAUACUGUGAGGGAACCAGGCAAAUCAAAGGGCACUUUUGUUCUUCAAAAAUCUAAGUUGUUCCAACGUGCUAUAUUCUUUGCUCUGUUGAAUCCCCAGCCCAAUGGAGCUGGAUUUGUAGGAGUGUACACUAAUACAACAAAUAUGGAACAGUUUUCAACUAAGACAGGCUUCAAAAUCAAGUGUAGAGGCCAAGGAAUGAUGAAAUAUUGGAAGAUUGUUUUAAGUAAAGGAUCUUAUGAAGCCAAAUUUGAAUUAAACACUGAAAAUUUGGAUUUUGAGUAUAUAUCCAUUCCUUUUCAUCAGUUUAAGGCAUACUAUAGAGGAGCACUAAUAAUAGACGCACCUCCCCUUGAGAUAGCUCAGGUUCAAACUUUUGGAUUUCAAGUGUACGGUGGAGUGUAUGAUAUGUACAAACAAGCAGGUGCCGGGGCCCUGGAACUAGAUUAUGUACAGUUAUACUAGCUUGUAUGUUUUGUAUUUUUAGAAAUAAAAAAAUAGUUGUUGAGGAA
Molecule: messenger RNA, 741 nt
Organism: Eurytemora carolleeae
Lineage: Eukaryota; Metazoa; Arthropoda; Copepoda; Calanoida; Temoridae
Source: RefSeq, a predicted model, not a curated record